This is a messenger RNA of Plectropomus leopardus (leopard coralgrouper), 1163 nucleotides long. Its product is annotated as protocadherin beta-15-like. The record is from RefSeq and is a predicted model, not a curated record. Gene Ontology annotation, biological process: homophilic cell-cell adhesion. Gene Ontology annotation, molecular function: calcium ion binding. Gene Ontology annotation, cellular component: plasma membrane. NCBI's taxonomy places the organism in Eukaryota, Metazoa, Chordata, Actinopteri, Perciformes, Serranidae.
UGCCUUUACAUUUGAAUUUGAUCAGCAACGGGGGAGAUUAAGUUGACCGUAUCUUCUUUCGAGGAAAAAUGGACCAGAAAGGAAAAACGUUGCUGAUUUUUUUCUGCGCCUUUGCUGUCUUCAUCCACAUCACCACUGCAGACCUCAGCUACUCUGUACCAGAGGAGAUGAGACCCGGAUCCAUUGUUGGAAAUAUUGCCAAGGACCUCGGACUGGAAGUCGUGAAAUUGUUCACACGUAAAGCCCGUAUUGAUACUGAGGAAAUCUAUCAGCACUACUGCGAUAUUGAUGUUAAAACGGGAAAUUUGGUCAUCAGGGAAAGGAUCGACAGAGAGGAGCUGUGUGGGGAGAAGGUGUCGUGUAUGCUCAAAUUCGAAUUAGUUUUAGAGAGCCCUUUGGAACUGCACCGUAUUUCAUUGCUUAUCCAGGAUGUAAAUGACAACUCACCCGUUUUUCCAAAGGAUACAAUUAAGUUAGAAAUACGAGAGUCGGCAGACAAAGGCGCACGAUAUCGUCUCAACGAAGCACAUGACGCGGACAUCGGACAAAAUACGGUUAAACAAUAUAGUUUACAAAAGAAUGAACACUUUGUUUUGUCUGUUCGAGACGAUCCCGAUGGAUCUAAGAACGUCGAGUUGGUGUUAGACAAAGAGCUAGACCGUGAAAAAGAGCACGAUUUAAAUUUCAUGAUGGUUGCUGUUGAUGGAGGCAAUCCACAACGAUCAGGAACGGCUAAUAUACACGUGACUGUGCUGGAUGCAAAUGAUAAUGCCCCAGUGUUUGACCAAGCCUUUUAUAAAGCCAGUUUACCAGAAAACUGUGCCCUUGAUACGGUAGUCCUCACUGUCAGUGCUUCUGAUGCAGACGAUGGGGUAAAUGGGAAGGUGACGUAUGAGUUCAGCCGCAUCCCAGAAAGAGCUAAAAAGGUUUUCUCACUGGACAUUAACACUGGAGAGAUAAAGGUCAUAGGACCGCUUGAUUUCGAGAGUAAUGCUAAAUAUGAAAUGCGCAUUGAUGCGAAAGAUGGUUAUGGACUUUCAUCUGAUUCCAAAGUUAUCAUUGAAAUCACUGAUGUGAAUGACAACGCCCCGGUGAUAUAUAUGAAAUCACUGACGAACCCCAUACCUGAGAAUGUGUCACCUGGUACAGAGGUGGGCAUCAUC